This is a messenger RNA of Paracoccidioides lutzii Pb01, 1437 nucleotides long. RefSeq names its product pre-60S factor REI1. Gene Ontology annotation, biological process: ribosomal large subunit biogenesis. Gene Ontology annotation, molecular function: nucleic acid binding; zinc ion binding. The record is from RefSeq and is a predicted model, not a curated record. Gene Ontology annotation, cellular component: preribosome, large subunit precursor. The transcript is spliced from 3 exons. The coding region runs from base 1 to 1437 and encodes 478 amino acids.
AUGAUGGCCCCCGCUGGACAGAAUGGCGGUCUCACCUCAGACGGAACUCCGGACAUUGCAGCAACUCAUCCGUUCACUUGCAAUACUUGUCAGGUCGCCUUCAGAAAUACCGAUUCCCAGAGAACCCAUAUGCGAAGCGAUUGGCAUCGAUACAAUUUAAAGCGUCGAGUCGCAGCCCUUCCUCCUCUAUCUUCCGAGAUAUUUGCUGAAAAAGUUCUUACUGCCCAAGCAGUCAAUUUCGCUGCUGCUGCUAAGGCAUCCUUUGAAAAAUCAUGUGCAGCAUGUCAGAAAACUUUCUUCAGUGAAAAUGCCUUCCAGAAUCAUAUGGCUAGCCAAAAGCACAAAUCGAGGGAAACGCAAUUGAGAAAAAACGGAGGCUUUCAGGAUGAAACAGCUUCAGUGAUGAGUGGCACGUUUUCUCUGGGGGAACCAGUCAAUGCUACUCCAACCCCGUCCGUCCAGGAGUCUGCUGAGGAAGAAUUCUCUAAAAUUGUGGAUGGGUUGCAAUACACAUCGAUCGAGAGUGAGGAUCCAUUAUUAAAGUGCCCACCUAGACCAACUCAUUCCGCCACCGCUGGGGCUUGUCGAACUUCAUCCAGCAGGGCCCCGCAUGAGCAUGAUGAGGACUACGCCCUGACCCACUGCAUGUUCUGCAACCGCAAUUCAGACUGUGUCAAACUGAACGUCUUCCACAUGAGAAAGUUCCACGGCAUGUUUGUGCCCGAACAGGCAUAUCUGGUUGAUGGGGAAGGCUUGCUGAAAUAUCUCUUUAACAAGAUCACAAAGAAUAAUGAGUGUCUCUACUGUCAUAAGAUCAAGUCGAACACCGCCGCGAUUCAGACCCAUAUGCGCGACAAGGGACAUUGCAUGAUUGCAUUCAGCACGGAAGACGAAAUGCUCGAAGUUGGCCAGUUUUACGACUUUUCUAGCACUUAUUCUGAUGACGAGGACGACGAAGAGGACGAGCAUGUUUCGACGGCUGUUGAUGCCAAGGAGGCUGGAGACGAUGACGGAUGGGAGACUGACAGUUCAACAUCAACUAUCGACGGCGGGGACGCAUUAUAUCAUGACUAUGAGCUCCAUCUUCCAUCCGGCCGUACGGCGGGCCAUCGUUCCUUGUUCAAAUAUUUCCGACAAAAUUUGCGCAAUUAUCCAACCCCCGAAGAGCGCCUGCUACGACAGCGUGCAAUUACGGACGCCGCGCAGAACCCGGACAUACAUGACACGGAUGCCAGCUCUAGAAGGAAUAAGGCUCUCAUCUCCAGAGCGAAUGGCGGACUUGGGAUGGUUGGUGCAACCGACUCCCAAAAGCGGGAAGUCAAAGCUGCGGAGCUUAGAGAGCGGAGGCGUGAGCACAAGGCGCAAAAACAAUAUGAGUGGGGCAUUAAUAAGAGGGGUAAUCACCAGAAGCACUUCAGGGAUCAUCUACUCCAGUGA